GUUUGAAGAGGAUAAAAUUGGCGGGAACCACCGAUCUGCGAGGAGGUAAUAGGGCGGGAAAUCUGUCAGGCGGAGAGAGAUGGCAGUCGCAUCCUGCGGUGGACGGCGAAAAUGCAUCCAUCGCUCCCUCCCCAGGCUGCUCCUAGCUUUCAUCUUCUUCUGUCAGCAUUGACUUGCGGCGGUGCUGCAGGCUCUGCUUCUGCUCAAUCUGCGUCCUCGCGUAGGCGUUCCCUCCGAUAAGUUUACCUCACGACGGCAGGCUUCAUCUCAUGCUGUAAUCAAUAUCGAUCGAUUAUGGAACGAGCCCGUUCCACUACGCGCCGAUGCCAUCGUCUUGGUACGGGUAUGACGAGGUGGCGUGGCGGCGGCACCCUUCUCUUGCUGCAGCUGCUCUUCGUUUGCUGCCCACGUGGCAGAGCCUCGAACGCUGCUCAUCCGCCGGAUUGCUGCCGCGGCCUCGAGCACGUGGCCUACCGAUCCCGAUCCCUAAAGGAGUGGUCACCACAGGCGGCAUCGGGAUCCGGACACAACUCCACAACAGGUGAUGGCAUGGAAUCCGGAGACAACUCCACAGAUGAUAGCCUGGGGUUCUCCCUGCCGACGUACGGUCCUCAGCCUAACUCCACGAUACUGCCGCCAGAGGCCUCCGCGUCGGUGCCGGGGGUUCACAGCAGCGAUUUGGUACCCCCGCCAGAGUCCUCCGUAUCGCCGGAGCAAGAGGCGCGCAGCUUCGACUUUUCACCGCCGGCAAGCUCGUCCGCGGCGGCGGCGGGGGAGCCGUCAUCCCCACUGCCGCCGCCAGGGGGAGCGGCGAAGCCGAGACUGCGAGGAAGUCUGAGUCCGUCACCGCCGCCGCGAGUUACGUCCGUCGCUCCGUCUUCAUGGCGGCCAUGGUGUACAUCUAUCGUUCGAGAAAUGGUUGUCACUUCCGAUGGUCGGGAUCUGUACUACGUGGUCGAUGAUAGGUGCGAAUCAGGUAAUCAGACCGACCGCGUUCUGUUAUCGAUCAGGGAGGCUGGAACAUCGCUGAUGAGGACCGGGGCCGUUAGUCAAUUGAAUGAGAGAUUGGUCGUGAGCCAUUGGUGGCCUGCUUCGAUGGGAAACGGGUCCAAGUUUGAGUCGCCGAUAAGCAUCACGAUGGGCGGGAACGCUAGCGUGGAACCCAUGUCAUACGUGACCGGAAUGACUUUGUCGCCGAGCGGAACACAUCUGGUCGUGAUAACCGUGAAGACGGGCGGGGACGACGUUCAGCCCACGAUGACGUCUCUGUCGAUUCGAAGCGGAUACCGAUCGUCCGUCCCGAUCCCGGUCCGCAGGCCGACCGGGCUGGCGUUGGACCGAAGCACUAAGCCGCCACAGCUGUUUAUCGCGGACAGCACGCGAUCGGGGCUGCGGAUCGCCUCCAUCAGCGUCGACGAUAUCGGACUGCCGCUUGGCGCGCAGGACAAGUGGCGCGUACUCGAUUCGACGGGCGGCGGCAACGAGUCGAGAGUUCAGACAGGCGCAUUGGGAUCCCAGAGCAUUGUCGCAGACGGAAGUUGUCUUUACUUUGUAAAUAAAGAUAACAACAACAACCGUGUGAUGGGUUUAGAUCUGCGAUCCUCGGCCGGCCACGUCACCCUCGUCGCUGGGUCGGGGAGGGAUGGCAUUAGCGGACAGGAUUUCUCGUUCGGUGACCUGCGCCAGCUCGUCACCACAUCCGACGGCUGCGAUCUCUUCGUCACCGAGUUCCAGAACAACAUCGGCUUCAUCCGUUGGAUCAAGCUCCGAUCGCCCUGCGGUCCAGCGGUCAGCGUGGAGAGCCCGUUCGGGUACCCAGGGAAGACGCUAGUGGGGUUAGCUCUCGAAGAUCACGACGAUGAAUCGUUAAGGCUGCAUGUCGGGGCGAACGACGGUCUGGUGUUUUCCUCGAGCAUCCCCAAAAGCACCCUGCAGCGCUGCUCCAGUCGCGACCGAUCACGCAAUCGGCUUCUUGCCAUCGUCUUGCCCGUUGUCCUCGCAGCGGUGGUAGUGACUUUCGCGGCAGCUUUCCUAUUCUGGAAAAGGGGGAGACGCCUCCUGGCCGAGCAGCCAUUGCUCGGAUCGUCCUCAGGCACGCCAGGUUCGUCUUGUGGGCACGGCGGGGACCUUCGCCCGUGCGUCUUGAAGCGGUACUCCAUCGCUACGCUUUCGCAUUACACGAGUGGCUUCAGCGAGGCUUGUAGAGUGGGGGAGGCGGGAGCGUUCGGUGCAGUCUACUCCGGUGUCAUAGACGGCCUCGACGUGGGGAUCAAGGUGAUGGCGGGGAAGCUGACGGCGGAGAAGAGAGUGCAAUUCGCGGCGGAGGUGAACACCCUCAGCAGGCUCCAUCACGCUAACCUAAUCCAGCUGAUUGGCUAUUGCGACGAGGGGGACCGGUGCGUUCUCGUGUACCCCUAUUACGGAGGUGGAAGCUUGGACGGGCGCUUGCAUAAUCUGCAGAGGGCUGUCAAGGGGAAGCCUCCUGUUGCCCCCCUGACGCUGGAGGAGCGGGUGAGCAUCGGGAUCCAGAUCGCCAAGGCGCUCAGCUACCUUCACGAUGGCGCCACGCCGCCCGUUCUCCAUCGAGACAUCAAGAGCAGCAAUGUCCUGCUUGGCGCUGGCGAGGGGAAGAACAUCCAUGCCGUUCUCGCCGAUUUUGGAUUGGCGACGCUCGGAGAGCUCGUCCUCGACUCUACCCACGAGCAGUUCGUCUUAACCUCCCACAUUGCGGGGACGUUCGGGUACAUGGCGCCCGAGUACAUGCUGCGAGGCGAGCUGUCGGAGAAGAACGACGUGUACGCCUUCGGAGUGCUGGUCCUUGAGCUGCUGACCGGGCGAAGAGCCGUCUGGAAGUCGCCGACCGGGGUGGGAUGGCAGACGCUCGUCGAGUGGGCAAGACCCUUCCUCGACGAUGAAAGGCGCCGGGAUCCCGACAUCAACUUGCCGGACGCGAUUCUCGAUCCGCGUUUGCAGGAUCAGGCAGCAGGAGCGUCUGCUGCGAGGGCGGCCAUGGUGACAGAUAUCCUCCUCCUCGCUUGGCGUUGCGUGAGCCAGGAGUUUGAAGAGAGGCCCAGGAUGGGAGUAGUACUGCAGCGACUUCAGACCAUUGCCUCUGGAUGGCCUGGCGGCUUCUGAUGAAUGCACUAAAUAGGGCGAGCCCGGCGAGGUCGCGCUGGCAAAGAAGACUGGCUUCGAUUGGAACUCAGGGGUGCUUGCGUUUCAACAGGUCAUGGGUGUACCAACUGAAAUACUGGGCCCGUUUGGAACAGGCGCACUGGGUCAAAAUCGGCACAGGUUUCAUGAGCAAUCAAAGUGUACUUUUUCUCGAAAAAAAAAUUAAAAAACAAAAUCGGCACAGACAGAGGCCACUGACGGUUGUAACGUUUGCUCCAAGUGUAGGGUUUUUUUUUUUUUUUUUUUUGAAGGCCAGGUUGUUGUAGAGGCUGGAUAAUAGCCUGGAUUAUAGACAUCAUUCCACGUCUAGAAUGUAAGAUUCAGGGGUUCAAAGUGGUGUAGAGGGUCUGAGGAAAGCCGUACUACCGGUAGGGGCAACAGGUAGCAACAAGGUCCAGGGUAAAAAGAGGCUCUGCCUGUACCCCACGCCAGGUAGGCGACUGCAGGAAAUGCAGGGGUAAGGCCCAAAAAUAGGGGGCCAACUUUCAUACCCUUGAUUGUGAGAGGUAACUAUGCCUGCAGGGGUGCUUUGUAGCAUUCGUAUAGGAGAGUAGCGGUAGGUAGGUAGGGCAAAAGGUAAAAUUGAGAGGAAAACAAUAGCAUUGGUUAAAAUUUAAAACG
This is a messenger RNA of Chara braunii, 3795 nucleotides long. The record is from the annotation of a GenBank genome assembly. Lineage: Eukaryota; Viridiplantae; Streptophyta; Charophyceae; Charales; Characeae.